CCGGGCUGGGGCAGCUCCGACGCCAGCCGUGUAGUUGCCAAGGGUCUUGGACUCAACAAGGGCUUCAUAGGACAGAAGAACACUUUCAGUGUGGACUGUAGUAAAGCAGGGAGGAACAUGCUCCUGGUUGGAGUGGACGGACCCAAAGUGCCCUGCGAGGAGAUCUUGGUGAAACACUUGGGUAACCGUCUGUAUAAUGUGUCCUACCAGCUGAAGGAGAAAGGAGAGUACAUCCUGGUGGUGAAAUGGGGCGACGAGCACAUCCCCGGGAGCCCGUAUCACAUCACUGUCUAACUGCCCUCCACCAAAACCUCCAGCAUCAAAUACAGGAACACUGAAAACUCUCUUGUCCUUCUUCCUUUGUAUGAUCCUCUCAUCCUGUAUCUUCCUGCACCACUAUUCAGCUUUCAAGCAAGAGAGGGAUUUC
Molecule: messenger RNA, 427 nt
Organism: Sinocyclocheilus grahami
Lineage: Eukaryota; Metazoa; Chordata; Actinopteri; Cypriniformes; Cyprinidae
Product: filamin-B-like
Exons: 2
Biological process (GO): actin cytoskeleton organization
Molecular function (GO): actin filament binding
Source: RefSeq, a predicted model, not a curated record